AUGUACAAUUGUGUCUCACCCGUCCAAGGCAUCACUGGCGCGUACCAGGGUCAUAGUUUGGCCGUGCAAGCCUCGGUCGCCAGCCUACUAGGAUGCGCAGUGUACGGUGCUCUAGAACUGAUUGCUCUGAUCUUCAGUAUCUUCAAUGGGUACCGCGGUCUAUACUUCUGGAGCCUCCUCCUCUCUGGUCUAUUCGGCGUCAUUCCUGAUGCGCUCGGCCUCGCCAUUAAGUACUUCGAGCUCGGUCCAAUAUGGGUUGCUGUCACGCUAUCGACAAGUGGUUGGUUCAUUAUGGUGACAGGCCAGUCACUUGUGUUAUACUCGCGGCUGCAUCUGGUUGUUUUAAAUACAAAGGUGUUGAGAUUUGUGCUGUGCAUGAUUAUCUUCAAUGCGAUUGUACUAUCGAUUCCUCAGAUUAUUGCCUCAUAUGGUGCAAUAUAUGCUUGUCGCUAUCAAUUUGGUGUUUUCUUUAACUACUGGGAGAAGGUGCAGAUUACUACAUUAUUUACACAGGAGGUUAUCAUCUCCACUAUAUUUAUUGUCCAGGCGACCAGGUUGUUACGCCUAUAUCCGACAUUGAAUAAGCAGAGGACAGAGAUUAUGCAUCAGCUUCUGGCGAUCAAUGCGGCUAUCAUCUUGAUGGACAUUUCAAUUGUGGUUUUGGAGUUCAAGGGUCUGUUUAUUAUACAGACAUCGUUGAAAUGCUUCUUCUAUGUCAUCAAACUCAAGUUAGAAAUGGCUGUCCUAUCGCGGUUGGCUUCAGUCGUUCAGAUUCAUGUCCAGGGAUCAUCGGGACUAUCAGAAAUAAGCUAG
Penicillium taxi is the source of this 813-nucleotide messenger RNA. RefSeq lists its product as uncharacterized. The transcript has a single exon. Lineage: Eukaryota; Fungi; Ascomycota; Eurotiomycetes; Eurotiales; Aspergillaceae. The record is from RefSeq and is a predicted model, not a curated record. The coding region runs from base 1 to 813 and encodes 270 amino acids.